AUGACAGGAAAUUUAUUAAAGUUUGCUGAGAAAAUUAAGUGGAAGACUGACGAGCUAGCAAAAGAAAAGAACAAGACUGAUAAUCUACUUUAUCAGAUGUUACCAAAACAAAUUGUUAUCAAUUUGAAAACAGGAAAAUCUUCUAUUGCGGAAUUUUUCAAUGAAGUGACAAUAUACUUCAGUGAUAUUGUAGGCUUUACAAAACUAGGAGCUGAAAGUCACCCAAUUGAAAUUGUUAACCUACUGAACGAUUUAUACAGUUUCUUUGACGAAUGCAUAGAUAAGUAUGAUGUUUAUAAAGUGGAAACUAUUGGUGAUUCUUACAUGGUGGCAAGUGGUGUACCGACACCUAAUGGAGGGAAUCAUGCACCAGAAAUAGCAUUAAUGGCCUUAAGAAUCCGACAGGAAGUCAACGGGUAUACUAUACCACACAUGUCGGGUAGAACGCUGCAGAUUAGGAUAGGACUACAUUCAGGACCAUGCGUUGCUGGAGUUGUUGGUACUAAAAUGCCGAGAUAUUGUCUGUUUGGUGACACAGUCAAUACAGCAUCGAGAAUGCAGUCUUUUGGCAUGGGUGGAAGGAUACAUAUCAGUAGUGUUACACAAGAAAUAUUGAGCCAUCAUGGGAAUUUUAUAACAGAGUUUAGAGGUUUUAUUGACGUAAAGGGAAAAGGACAAAUGGCUACCUAUUGGUUGGAAAAAUUGGAACUUGGAAAACAUAUAUAAGUAGUUUCAAUACAUCUUUGAAAGCAUCCUAAUGUGGUAAGAUAUCAGAGAUUCACAUGUGAGUGACAUACCAACAAAACCAAAGCUGUAUAGAAAUCAUAGAGAGAUAGACGUAAUUAUAUUUUGUAUAGAACAAAUUGUCAGACACAUGCCUAGACAUGUAUGAUAUUUGUUCAAUAUUUGUGUCUUAUAGUUUAAUAUUUCUUUUGUA
Mytilus californianus (California mussel) is the source of this 937-nucleotide messenger RNA. Its product is annotated as atrial natriuretic peptide receptor 2-like. The coding region runs from base 1 to 726 and encodes 241 amino acids. NCBI's taxonomy places the organism in Eukaryota, Metazoa, Mollusca, Bivalvia, Mytilida, Mytilidae. Gene Ontology annotation, biological process: receptor guanylyl cyclase signaling pathway; intracellular signal transduction; cGMP biosynthetic process. The record is from RefSeq and is a predicted model, not a curated record. Gene Ontology annotation, molecular function: guanylate cyclase activity; peptide receptor activity. The transcript is spliced from 5 exons.